This is a messenger RNA of Punctularia strigosozonata HHB-11173 SS5, 1195 nucleotides long. RefSeq lists its product as uncharacterized. The record is from RefSeq and is a predicted model, not a curated record. Bases 59 to 1042 code for a protein of 327 amino acids. The transcript has 4 exons. NCBI's taxonomy places the organism in Eukaryota, Fungi, Basidiomycota, Agaricomycetes, Corticiales, Punctulariaceae.
AGCUCUGUCGCGUUUCAUCAUCUCAAGCUUAUCGGCAUACUGUUGCUGGGUCUUGCCAAUGUCACAGUCUAAUCUGCCCACAGCAUAUGUGAAGGACCUCGACAAAGUGAUUUGCAAGACGUGCGGCGCGCAAUAUCCGCAUGAGGAGAGGGAUCUGUCCGCCUGCGUCAUCUGCUUGGAUGAUCGCCAGUACGUCCCGGAGUCGGGCCAGGCUUGGACCUCGUUGCGUGAGCUGUUGGACGAGGACGUUCAGACGACGCUUGAGCCCUGGAAACAUGAUAAUAACGUGCUCCGUAUCAAGAACGAACCAGGAGUGGGCAUCUCUCAGACUCCGAUCCUCCUCCUCACUGAACGGGGAUACAUUAUCUGGGAUUGCUCUGCUUACAUGUCCCCAUCCGCCCUGCAUACGAUACAGGGUUACUUUUCCGAAAACCGGCCAUUCCUUGGUAUCGCUAUUUCGCACCCACACUUCUACAACUCCGCUGCGACGAUAUGCCGUGCGCUAAGGGAGGGAAUGCGAGGCAAAUCUGCAGAAGCGAUGGUCUACGCCCACGCAGCCGACAGAGUAUGGUGGAUGCGCACGGACGACCUGGCCAUCGUUAACUUUUGGGAAGGCGCAUCGUACAAUUUCAUCCAACAGUCCGCGGAGAAGCUGUCAAUGAUCAGAUGCGGAGGGCAUUUUCCGGGAUCGUGCGUGUUGCACUGGCAGCCGAAGGGCAGUAAAACGAUCAACAACAGCAUAAGUAUCACGCGCAGUCUUGUGCUCUGUUCGGACACCUUCAUGAUUGCUCCUGACCGUAAGACCAUAUCGUUCAUGUACUCCUACCCUAAUCAGGUGCCCUUGAGCCCUAAGGAAGUGGGAGGUAUAUGGCAAGCCAUAGCAUAUCUUGGAUUCAACCGAGCGUUAUCUGCAUGGCCUGGAAGGGAAAUAGUGCACGACGCAAAGAGUCUCGUGUUGAAGAGUGCCCUGCGUUUCACGCGGAUCGCGGGUCUCGAGCCUCUGCAGGUCGGUAUCGACGAGCAAAUGUCUCUGUACUAUUAGGGACACCUUCCAAUUUGCAAUGCCCCCGGUAACGCGCAGAAGGGGGGGCGGUACCAAAUAUGGAGAGGCGAGACACUGCUCAUCGCAUCGAUCGUACUGUCUUUUCUGCGGCGAUAGAUCAGUGGCUUAAGCAGUAGAUGAUACAUGUAAAUG